Messenger RNA from Gryllus bimaculatus (two-spotted cricket), 401 nucleotides. The record is from the annotation of a GenBank genome assembly. NCBI's taxonomy places the organism in Eukaryota, Metazoa, Arthropoda, Insecta, Orthoptera, Gryllidae.
GCGCGAAUUCCGACACCCCGCACGCCCCGUCCGACGUCUCUCUUCCCACCAUGGUGCGCGUCGCUUCUCCGCGUAUGGUGCUGCUGAUCGCGGCGGUGGCGCUGGCGGUGGCCGCCGCGGUGGUCGAGGCACACCCCAAGCCGCACCUCCUGUCCCGCGUGCAGCGAGGCAUCUUGGACUUCAGCGACAGCGGCAACUUCGUCGCCACCAUCACGGGGUUGCUUUUCAAAGCCAUGAGGUUCGCAAUGUACUACAUGAUGCCCAAGGAUAUGUACUUCGCAUUAUUUGGUGACGAUACAGUUAGCGCUCAGGAAUCUCUGUUCAGUGAGUCAUAAAAAUACGACAGCGUUCGUCUCAGAUCACAAUUUUUGUAAAUAUGCGUGAAAUACACACAUUGAAAA